Coregonus clupeaformis (lake whitefish) is the source of this 2989-nucleotide messenger RNA. RefSeq names its product arrestin red cell. NCBI's taxonomy places the organism in Eukaryota, Metazoa, Chordata, Actinopteri, Salmoniformes, Salmonidae. Gene Ontology annotation, cellular component: cytoplasm. Gene Ontology annotation, biological process: positive regulation of ERK1 and ERK2 cascade; G protein-coupled receptor internalization; signal transduction. The transcript has 15 exons. Bases 155 to 1396 code for a protein of 413 amino acids. The record is from RefSeq and is a predicted model, not a curated record. Gene Ontology annotation, molecular function: angiotensin receptor binding.
UCCUGCUUUUGCGGAAGCGAAAGGGCACGGAAGCCAGCGCCAGAGAGCUUGCAAGGGAGGAGUAAAAUACACCAUAAAAUUUACAGAAAAAAAAAAACUGAAAUACACACAGCUUUCUCUUUUGCCACCCAUCUACCGAAAGCCUGCCGAGGAGAUGGGGGACAAGGCGGGCACCAGAGUCUUCAAGAAGUCAAGCCCCAACUGCAAGGUCACAGUAUACCUGGGAAAGAGAGACUUUGUGGAUCACCUUGACCAGGUGGACCCAGUCGAUGGUGUGAUCCUAGUGGACCCUGAGUACCUGAAAGACAGGAAAGUGUUUGUGACUCUGACGUGUGCAUUCCGCUAUGGCCGUGAGGACCUGGACGUGCUGGGCCUGUCCUUCCGGAAGGAUCUGUACAUCUCCACCUUCCAGGCCUUCCCUCCAAUCGCAGGGGAACACAAAGCCAACAGCCGCCUGCAGGAGAGACUACUGAAGAAACUGGGCCAGCAGGCACACCCCUUCUACUUCUCUAUUCCCCAGAACCUGCCGUGCUCAGUCACCUUACAGCCAGGACCAGAAGACACGGGGAAGGCAUGUGGGGUAGACUUUGAGAUCAGAGCGUUCUGUGCCAAAUCAAUAGAGGAGAAGAUUCACAAACGGAACUCUGUGCGGCUAGUGAUCCGUAAGGUGCAGUAUGCCCCAGAGAAGCCUGGGCCUCAGCCCAUGGUGGAGACCACACGGAGCUUCCUCAUGUCGGACCGCUCACUACACCUGGAAGCCUCUCUGGAUAAAGAGCUCUACUACCAUGGAGAACCCAUCAGCGUGAAUGUUCACGUCACCAACAACUCCACCAAGACUGUCAAAAGAGUCAAAAUCUCAGUGCGACAGUAUGCUGAUAUCUGUCUGUUCAGUACGGCUCAGUACAAGUGUCCAGUGGCUCAGGUGGAGGCAGAUGACCAGGUGUCGUCUAGCUCUACGUUCUGUAAGGUGUACACCCUCACACCCACGCUAGACAAGAACCGCGAGAAGAGAGGCCUGGCCCUGGACGGAAAGCUCAAACAUGAGGACACCAACCUGGCCUCCAGCACCAUUGUUAAGGAUAUAACUAACAAGGAGGUCCUUGGAAUCCUGGUCUCCUACAAGGUCAAAGUCAAACUGGUCAUCUCUCGUGGAGGGCUGCUGAGUGGCGUGUUAGAGAGGGAUGUGUCGGUGGAGCUGCCCUUCGUCUUAAUGCACCCCAAACCCACAGAACUUCCCAUAUCCCGCCCACAGUCAGCUGUGCCGGAGUUGGACCCUCCCAUCGACACCAACCUGAUAGAAUUUGAAUCAAAUAGAUUCUCCCAAGACGACGACUUUGUGUUCGAGGACUUUGCCCGCCUGCGGCUCAAAGGAAUGGCAGACGACGAGGACUGCUAGAGCUCACACACACACACACUCUUGCGCAAACUCUUACACACACACACACACACACACACACACACACACGGUGGGAUGAAGGCAUGUGGAUGGAGAGAUGUGGUAGCCUCGUGGUCUUCCUGACGUUGCUUGCGGUGUAUUUUUGUCUUACUUAAGCCACUUGUCUUCUUGUACAUGUUCUCGCUGUCUGCAGUGGUUGUUGUUUUGGGUGGUGGCAAACACAACCAAAAACCCAGCACCAUGUAAAUGAUGAUGUAAUAUUGGACAAUGGCGAAUGCUGACAGAUCCAUAGGUGUCAUUUGACCAGCAGUUUCACAGUGUCGAGGAUGGGCACAAUAUGUGCUAUAAUGGAUAAAAAGUAGAUGACCAAAAUGUCAUGAAGAGGGAUGAUGUGCCAUGGCUGUCCACGCUGAGGGAGUGCCAUGGCUGUCCACGCUGAGGGAGUGCCAUGGCUGUCCACGCUGAGGGAGUGCCAUGGCUGUCCACGCUGAGGGAGUGCCAUGGCUGUCCACGCUGAGGGAGUGCCAUUGAAAGGAAGUGGGCUUUUUAUCAUUAUUUUUCCACCAAUCAUAAUUUAAAUGUAAUUAUUUCUACAAAUAUUGAUCAUAUUGAUCAUGUAUUGAUCAUUGAUAUAAAGCAAGGUUUAGAGAGUACCUGCUGAAGAGAGGAGAGAAGGGCAAACACACAGACUGACACACUUUGGUUAGUGAUGUAAUUUAGGCAACCCUUUCAUCUGCCCCAUCAUCUUUAAACUCCUGAAUUUCUACCCAGUCAUUAAUUCUGUAAAAACCUUCAUGUUUUAAGGGAAGAAUACGGAGGUUUCUAUGAUUCACCCUCUUCUACAAUAAGAGGACAGAUUAUACACUCCCACUUAAAGUAAACUUGCACACACUGCAUCCACACUGUAUAGCCUAGUGAUACUCCUCACUGUCAGUCUGUCAGUUAGUCUCAAUUCACCGCUUUGACAUUCAUCAGAUUCUUGCACAUGGUCUAAGAGAAUGGGUAUUUUAGAAUAAUUUCUCCAUCAGAUUCCAUUCACUCUUGUGCUGAAUCCCAAACUGACCCCUAGCUCUUCUUCCCUAGGCACUCCUUUAAAUCUGAAAGGAUUGGGUAGGUAUAAGUAAUGUGGGGAAAUUCGAACUAGCCAAGCAAAAGGCAGGGUGAAUACAUUACCUUAAUAUUCAUACCUGUCCAAUCCUAGAAGUGCCUAGUGACGGGCUAGCUAGGGGUCAGUUUGAGAUUCAGCAUUGGUGUCAGAGUUUGGGAAAACCUGGCCUAGCGCACAGCGACACCAAUGGAGCAUGUUUUUCAGCAGUGCUGUGAACUAUGAUCUGUGAUUAUUGUUGUUGUGCAUCUAUGGGGUACCUGUUUGCAGCUCUUAAGUGUGAAUAUUUGGAAGUGCUGUGGGAGCAUCAUAAUGUCUACAGAAAGUAUGCUGAUGUUAUGAUUUUGGUGGAACAUGACAUAACUAUUAUUAAUAUUAUUACUACUGUAUCAUUGACUAUGAUUAUUCUCAAUCAUUUAAUACUUUUUUGUUUGCCAUUUUUUUUAUUUCAGAAUGUUUAUUUUUAUUAAAGGCAAAAUGAAUUAACA